Molecule: messenger RNA, 3484 nt
Organism: Engraulis encrasicolus (European anchovy)
Lineage: Eukaryota; Metazoa; Chordata; Actinopteri; Clupeiformes; Engraulidae
Gene: rpa1
Product: replication protein A1
Exons: 17
Coding region: 128-1942 (604 amino acids)
Biological process (GO): meiotic cell cycle; nucleotide-excision repair; DNA replication
Cellular component (GO): nucleus; DNA replication factor A complex
Molecular function (GO): damaged DNA binding; single-stranded telomeric DNA binding
Source: RefSeq, a predicted model, not a curated record
ACAGUCGAUUCGCGCGUUUGGGGAAAGUUGGCGCGCCGCUUGUGUUUGGAGCAGAACAUAUCGAAGAAAAGCAAAGUGUGUGCGAGCCUAGACCAUUUAUCUUAUUUUGUCAACAUUAACCAAAAACAUGGAUGUUGUUCUGACAGAGGGAGCAAUUGAGUCUCUGGUGAAGGGCCAGGAGGUGGACAGCCCAGUCUUGCAACUGGUGAAUAUCCGGAAGAUUGAUGGCGGAAAUGGACCUCCUCGCUUCCGGCUUAUGAUGAGCGACGGAUUCUACACCAUGUCCUCUUUCAUGCUGUCAACACAGCUCAACCCCCUGGCAGAGCAGAAUCAGCUGGUCCCCAACUGUGUGUGCCUGGUGAGGAAGAGUGUGACCAACGUGUUGAAGGAUGGGCGACGUGUUGUGGUGGUCCUGGACAUGGAGAUCAUGAAGACGGCGGAGGAGAUUGGCGGGAAAAUCGGCGAACCCACACCUUACGUUGAAGGUCAGACAAAAGCCCCAGCGCCCGCAGCUCCCACCCCCUCUGUCCGACCCUUGCAGUCCCAGAAUGGACAUGACGGUAUGAUGAACAAGGGACCAAACAAGCAACCGUUUGCUAAGAAGGCUCCAGUGGCACCCAGCACGCCUGGAGGAACCUCCAAAAUCGCCCCCAUUGCCAGCCUCAACCCAUACCAGUCCAAGUGGACUAUCCGAGCCCGCAUUACCAACAAGAGUGGCAUUCGCACAUGGAGUAACUCAAGAGGCGACGGAAAGUUGUUUUCCAUGGACUUGGUGGAUGAAAGUGGGGAAAUCAGAGUGACUGCAUUUAAUCAGGAGGUGGAUAAAUUCCACUCGCUGGUCGAGCAGGGAAAGGUGUACUACAUCUCCAAGGGCACUCUGAAGAUGGCCAAUAAGCAGUACUCCACUCUGAAGAACGAUUACGAGAUGACCCUGAACGGCGAGUCGAGCGUCAUCCCCUGUGAGGACUGCCAGGAGGUGCCUACCCUGCAGUGCGACUUUGUGCCCAUCGGGGACCUGGAGGCGCGCGAGAAGGACUCCAUCGUGGAUGUGAUCGGCGUGGUGAAGACGGUGGAGGACCUGUCGCGCAUCACCACCAAGAACAACCGCGAGGUGUCCAAGAGGAACAUUCACCUGAUGGACAUGUCGGGCCGCGUCAUCACCUGCACCAUGUGGGGAGCCGAGGCAGAGAGUUUUGACGGCUCUGGGCAGCCCAUCAUGGCCAUCAAGGGGGCCCGCCUGUCGGACUUUGGCGGCCGCUCCCUCAGCACCCUCUUCAGCAGUGUGGUCAUGAUGAACCCGGACCUGCCUGAGGCCUACAAGCUGCGUGGCUGGUAUGAUAAGGAUGGCCAUACCAUGGAAGGCACAACCAUGACUGAGGCCCGGGGAGGCGGUGGUGGAGGCAACACCAACUGGAAGACCCUCUCAGACGUCAAGAACGAGCAUCUGGGCCACGGAGAGAAGCCGGACUACUUCAGUUGCAUUGGCACGGUGGUGCACAUGCGCAAGGAGAACUGCCUGUACCAGGCCUGCCCCAGCCAGGAGUGCAACAAGAAGGUGGUGGACCAGCAGAACGGCAUGUACCGCUGUGAGAAGUGCGACAAGGAGUUCCCCGAGUUCAAGUACCGUCUCAUGCUCUCGGCUAACAUCGCUGACUUUGGUGAUAACCAGUGGGUGAUGUGCUUUCAAGACACAGCUGAAGCCAUUCUGGGACAGAAUGCUGCUUACAUUGGGCAGCUCAAGGACACGAAUGAGGCGGCUUUUGAUGAGAUCUUCCAGCAAGCCAACUUCAACACUUUUGUUCUCCGCAACAGAGUGAAGCUGGAGACGUACAAUGACGAGUCUCGUAUCAAGGUGACAGUGAUGGAGGCCAAGCCCGUGGACCACAAAGAGUACAGCAAGCGGCUUAUCAUGAAUAUCAGGAAACUGGCCAGCACUCAGUAGGCCAAGAAGACCACAACCGUCUCUCUCUCUCUCUCUCUCUCUCUCUCUCUCUCUCUCCGCCAAAACCCCCAGGACUUUAAGUCAUAAUGGCCACAGUCUUAAACUGCGCUGUUCUGCCACUACCAUGUACCAUUUCUACUCCACUGAUAUUAUGUACGUGUUUGUUUUUUUUCCUUGUCUGCCGUAUUUUUAGCAGUGGAGUUUGGAGUUUUUACUUGCUCUUAAUUGCCAAGCUUUUUUCACCCCCUUCCUCUCGCCUGUGCUUAAUUUGAUGUAUGUUUUGUGUUCCACUCUUAUGAGUCCAGCCCCCCCAGUGCUAAGCGCUUAAAAACAAGUUGGUGGUGGUGGAGUCUGGGUUUUUUUUUGUUUUGUUAUUAUUAUUAGAAAUGUGCGCCCCGUUUUCUCCCCCCACGGCUCAGCUCAACUAGGUUCGACUCAGCUUGCCUGUGCGUGGUGUGGAGAGCAAAUAGUUUACUCUUUUUGGAAACUGCUGACAGGUCUAGUUUUUUUGUGUGUGUGGCUGAUGGGGAGGCGGAAAAAAGAUGGAGGGAUUUUAGGAGGCAGAGAGAGAGGGAGAGCGUGUAGAGGUGUGUGUGGGGGGGGGUGGGGGGUGGAUGUGUGAGAUUCGUGGGAGAAGGUGGGAUAUCUAGCUGGGAGGGGGGCAAAUGUAGCCAUACAUUGGUCUGCUCUGUAAAACCUGGGGCUCUCUGCUGUGUGUGUGUGAGUCAUCGUGUGUCUGUCUGUGUGUGUUUGAGUGUGUGUGAGUGAGUCAUCGUGUGUGCGUGUGGCGUAGGCCAGCAGGCGUGUGCCUGUGUGUGUGCGUGCAAGCUUUUGUAUGUGUGUAUGCAACUGGGAUGAGGUGGAUGCUGGCAGGUGUUAGCCUAGCUGGUGGAGCUGGGGCACUAGCUCCGUCCAUCCGUCCAUCAGUCAGUCACCGGCCCGCCUGCCCGUCUACCUGUCUGUCUGCUCACAGCCCCCUGUGAAUACCCGCUGCAGACCUGGAACGGCCUGAUAAGCCCACUUAUUCAACGCUGACUCUCACACAUACAGACAUACACUCGCAUACACACACGCACACACUCUGACACACACAAAAAUAAACACCCACCUGGGGCACACACACACACACACACAGACACACACACAGACACAGACACACACACACACACAGACACACACACACACACACAGACACAGACACACACAGACACACAGUCAGAACACACACAUACACAAAUGUCUGGACUGUGCACGCGCACAAACAUACACACACACACACGCACUCCUGGGGCAUAAUUCAUAGAGAUACAAAGUCUUACUCCUGACAUCAACAAUAACAUACACAACACGCAGGUCAGAGAAAAGCCGAUUAAAAACAAAAGGUGACUAUUAUCUCGGCAGAGUGAUGUACACUUUAUUUAUGUAGAUAGUCUUCUGUUUUGGGUUUUUAUUUUUUCAUGUUUUCUUUUUUUUUUGUCUUUUUCAGUACAUCACCAAACAUGUUGAAUGAAAAUAACAAUAAAUAAAGUUGUUUAAAUGUCA